GUUUUAAAAAAAAGGUCAUCUAUCUAUAGAGAAAAAACAAGGAAAUAAAUCAGGCCACUAUAAAACAAUACACAGGUCAGCAGCUUGCUCACCAGCGGAGCAAGAACCAGCAUCUAUAGGGAGCAGAACAUCCUGUGCCUGUUAGCAAAAUCAUUUUCUUUGGAUUAUGGAGCAAAGGAACCUCUAUUCCAUGCAAAUGGUGGACAGAGAGAACUGUCCUCCAUGUCAGCCCUCGGCUGCGUGGCCGGUGGCCCUUCAAGAACAGGGGCUCAAGAAGAAACUGGGCUGGCUGAAAGUGUGCCAUGCUCUGACUGUCAUCAUGUUUUUUCUCAUUCUGGCUGGCCUACUGUCUGGCAUAUGUUAUUUACACCGACUCCAACGAGAAGUUGAACAAGUGAAGCAGAUGAUCGACGCCCACCCACAGAAUAGUGCUAAGAAGCAAAUUGGUGCUGGGAACAUGACCAAGCCAAAGCAUGUGGUUAAAAUGGCUGCUCAUCUAACAGGAAAAGCAUCAUCUAAUCAUUCCAAUAGAUUGACGUGGGAGGCAUCCCUGGGCCAUGCCUUUACAGAUGGGAUUACGUACAAGGAUGGAGCGCUGAUCAUUAAUGAAGCUGGAGAGUACUUUAUUUACACAAAAAUCUUUUUCCGCGGAGCACAAUGUGAGGCUGUCCCGCUGUCCCAGUCUGUAAUCACGCGUAAUAUUAAUUACCAGAAUGAUCUGAGCUUGAUGGAAAACAUCCUGCUAAACUAUUGCAGUGGCACUGGACCAUGGGUGAAAAAUAUCUUUCAGGCCGGAAUAUUUCAUUUGAAUCGCGGAGUACAGCUAUUUGUCAGUGUGUCCCAUCCAAAAAUGGUUAGCACUAAUGAGCUAAUGACUUUCUUUGGACUCUAUAAGCUUUAGGGCAUACUUGUAUUAUCCAAAUGACCGCUGAACACACCAAUGGCCUUUGAACUUCAAGUCAUGUGACACAGGGACGUUCAAAUGUUUGAUGAAUCUUUGGCCUUUUGUUUUUCUUGCAAGCUUUUAAGAAAUUUCUGAAACAGCAUAGUAUUUGAAGUUUAAGAAGUCUAUGAAAGAUUAAAAAAACCUAGCAAUUGAAAUGUGAAAUGCAUGCAACUAUAAUAUUUAGUUCCAAUUUUCAUUCCUCCUGACUUAAAGUUGAGGUACAGUUCAAUGGAUGUGAAUAGCCUUCCAGUGUCUCAUAUAAGUGAUUAUUUUUCAUGUGUGAGGCUAAAUAGUGUGUACUAUGGAACUAUUUUUCUUCAGAAGUGAGGCGCAUCAUCUUUGAAUCCCUUCACCUGACGUUCAUCUCCCACCUCAACUCAAUAAUCCUUAAAACUUUUGCCUAACAGAAAUCUAACAGUCGCAGUGUUAAAAUUGUCAUCUUUAUGUGGGAGAGAUUACCUCCUGUGCUUUCUGAUUUCAGCCUUGAAUGACCCGAUUCUAAAUUUAAGGUUAAACCCUCUUGUUCUGGUAAGUCCGACACAGAAGAAACAGCUUGUCUCCACCCUGUUGAACUAUCUAGUCUUCUUAAAAAUUACCGUUAUGCCCAUCACGUGCUCUUAGGAUCCACAACUGACCUCUUAAUUUAACCCCUUUACCCUUAAUAUCAUUCUGGAGAUUCUCCAGUGCCUGCAAUCCAAUGCCAAUAUAUCUUUCCUAAGGUGUCGUGUCCAGAAAUGAAGAGGCAUUUAAUCAGAACAUAACGUCUACUCCUUGUACUCUAACUCACUUUAGACAAUUCUAUGUUGAUUUAUAAUUACAUUCCGCAUUGGCCCGCCAGCUUGGAUAUGUGGGCCUUUAAAUGUAUCUGUUCUUUCACUGUUCCCACCUUUUCACAAAGUGCUUCAUAGAUGAUCAGGAGGACUGAGUAAUGUAAAGAUGGACACUCCACCUUGACACAUGUGGAUAAGGAGCACUAAAUCCUGUGAAAUUUAGGAGUUUACACCAUGAUGGGAUUGCCUCAGAGUAGUGUGCAGGCAAUCUCAUUAUCGCAAGUACAGUUUUUUGAUUUCUGUUUUAGACACAAUAGGCCAAUGGCCCACCCUUUCCUACUGCAAAUGUCAACAGUGUUUCUGUAAUUUGAUGGUGGGAAAUGUCACAAAUUCAAGAUUAGUUUUGAAAUUUUCACAAAAACAGUUGAAGCAGGAAUUCAUCACUUUAUAUAUAAAACAUGUCACACCUUCUUAAAGAUUUAGUUUGAAAUAGGUUUAUGAAAUCCAACUGCUUUCCCCUCUUUUUCUUCAGUGAAGGACUUUCAAGGCUUUCCAGUUCUUCUACUUUCUACUAUUGUAAGAUGUGGCACCAUGGCAACGUCUCUAUCCUUGCCCUCUGCAAUUGACAUUCACUCAGAGCCUAUCCAUGUCUGCUUCACUCAUGCAGUGGCAUUGCUCGAUGCAUCAGGACGCUGCACCAUUGCAUUGUGUGUCUUGACAUUUAAGGUACCACACAUCAGAUUUUGCUUAAAUGCACCCCGUGUGAACCAAGUAAUGAUGUUUUUCAACAUCAACCACAUUCCACACAAGUGAAUGUCGAGAUGGAGUUCGGGGCUGAUUUUCAUACUGCUUUUUAAGUGUAGUAAAUUUAACCAUUUUGCAUAUGUUGGUUAAAUGUUAAAGGAAAGAUUUCAGUUUUAUUUUCACUUUAUUCUUCAUUUUACAGUUGCAAAAAAGGUUUAGA
Messenger RNA from Stegostoma tigrinum, 2680 nucleotides. RefSeq names its product tumor necrosis factor ligand superfamily member 6-like. NCBI's taxonomy places the organism in Eukaryota, Metazoa, Chordata, Chondrichthyes, Orectolobiformes, Stegostomatidae. The transcript has 4 exons. Bases 167 to 901 code for a protein of 244 amino acids. The record is from RefSeq and is a predicted model, not a curated record. Gene Ontology annotation, biological process: positive regulation of canonical NF-kappaB signal transduction; extrinsic apoptotic signaling pathway via death domain receptors; immune response. Gene Ontology annotation, molecular function: tumor necrosis factor receptor binding. Gene Ontology annotation, cellular component: membrane.